This is a messenger RNA of Suillus subalutaceus, 1618 nucleotides long. RefSeq lists its product as uncharacterized. The transcript is spliced from 2 exons. The coding region runs from base 359 to 1471 and encodes 370 amino acids. The record is from RefSeq and is a predicted model, not a curated record. Lineage: Eukaryota; Fungi; Basidiomycota; Agaricomycetes; Boletales; Suillaceae.
CUGGAACUUCCAAUUAUGCCGCAUCAUAGUUGAACUUGUGCAUCAGAAAUCCCCCAAGACAUGGCCUGGCCAGACCCGCGUAUAGGCAGAAUGAUGCGACAACAAAGAUUUAAUAUGGUGGGCAGCCAAGGCCCAGCACAUGGGUAGUCUACUCAGUGCUCGUCAAAGCGCAUGGUCUGCUUGGACGCAAGAGCCAUCCAAGCGUGCAUCCAAGCGUUUACCCCGCCCUGAUGUCGUGAGGGACCAAAGCGUUGGUCUAUUGCGAUACUUAAAGCGUCCAGACUGCAUUGGUUUCAGUACCACAGAAGAAUAAAUCGCCCAUCGCUCACCAGUAUCCCACUCCCAUCUGAUCCUGGAGAUGGCAUCCCUCUUAUCUACAGAUAGUUCUGCACCCAGUUUGUCAUCGAUAUCCCCUGACAUAGAUGAAGUGCUCGCCGGUGUCCGGUAUAUCAUGGAGAUCUCUGUGGCCGCACAAGACGCAAAACUCCUAGACAUCAUUUCUAUUCUGACCACUCAAGCCGAGAAAGUCAAGGAAAGAGAUCAAUCGAUCAUCAUCAUGCAGUCGAAGCUAGACUCACAGCAAGCCAUCAUGGAGGAGAUUCGUUCGGAACAGCGACAGCUAAUAUCAGCUGUCGCAUCCUUCAUGGAAAGCAACGCGCAAGAUGCCUCAGCGGUACUUACUCCGCCUGUAAUCCUGGGAACGCCAGAGCCUGUGACACCCGCUGUGAACCCAGAAAGAUCGCCAAGCGCUAUCUCAGUGCCGGAGUUGCCUUCCUCUCAGGCAACUCCCACACCCGCAUUUCACCCUUCAUCAUACCGUAACAGCAUUCCUGUCGCGCACGCCAGCUUGAGGACUGCCACCGCUGAUGACCGAUGGAGGGCUCCGAAGCGCUACAUCAAAACGCAACGGGGUGGCCAAAUCCGGCGCCAGGGUGCUUUCUACGGUACUCCCGACUGGAGCACUAUGACAGCAAUUUCCGGUGAUGUACCUGAUUGUGGUGUACCUCCUCCCUCUCCCCCGGCGGGCCCCCAGAUCCAAGAAGAAGUCAUCUCCACAGCGGGGAAUUCUCGCGCAGAUGUACACACACCGGUGGAAGUUACGCGGGAGAUAGACGCUGCUGCCGACGCCGUGAAGGCUGCAGUAAGGAACGAAGGUAAUAGGGCCUCUGAUGCCUCUUCCAUGGGCCGUAACUCCUGCAAGCGUUGCCGAGAUCCUGACGAGCAGGAGGCACGCAAGACUGCAAAUCGUAUGAACAUAUCUAGCAUCGUUCAUACUACGCCCGAUGGGUCUUCUCCCUCCAUUUCGUUUUCUUUCUGUUCCACUAGGCCUGGUCCUGAUCGGAGCGGUGGCUCUGACUGUGAUGGCCCCCCGAAGCGCAGACGUGUGUCUCAAGAUGUCAUUGAUUUUGAUGCGGUUUCCGACACGAAACGCCCGAUCCGCAGGAGUUCGCGCCGUGCGAUACCCCGUUGAUACCGUUUUUUCACCUUACAUAUUACCUCUUGUGUAUCAUAUCUACCUUUAUUACUAUCCGCCAAAGACCCAGGGAUGAGCGCUUGAGCGGUCUGGUUGGUUGUACUUUUUAUAUAUAUCACGUCGACAUUAAUGAACGCUUUCUAA